UCUCAAGCAGCGGUUCUGCGUGUACAAACUACAUGUCCCGACAGGCAGCUCGUGACGUCAUUCCACUUCCGGACCAGGUCGCAAGCAAGAUGGCAGGAUUAUUUAAAGUUGGGACAUUCUUGAAAAAUGCCUGGCACAAAGAACCUGUGUUAACUGUCUCUGCGGGCAUUGGUAUUUUAGCUCUUGUGCUUCCCAUUGUCAGUCCAUACACAAAGUAUGCUUCAAUGUACAACAAAGCUAUUCCUUAUACAUAUCCAGUUCCAGUUCGAGAUGACGGAAAUAUGCCUGAUGUCCCCAGCCAUCCAUGUGAAAAAGUUGGGCCAAACUUAGACUGGCUGAAGAAUUUGUGAUAGAAAUUUUUGUGAGACGACAUAUGUGAAUAAACACCACCAUUCUUAGAUUGGUUAAAAUAUUGUAAGGAAAUGUAAUAAAUUAUUCUCCUUUCUAAUGAGUAGAUGAUGAUAUGCAUAAGAUUAUAUAAAUAACUGUUCUAAACAUCUUUGGAAGAAAUACUUGGUGGUUAUAUUUUGUUGUACUGACAAAAAUAAAGUUUGCUUCUCCAUUGGAA
Molecule: messenger RNA, 568 nt
Organism: Rana temporaria (common frog)
Lineage: Eukaryota; Metazoa; Chordata; Amphibia; Anura; Ranidae
Gene: NDUFA3
Product: NADH:ubiquinone oxidoreductase subunit A3
Exons: 4
Coding region: 33-350 (105 amino acids)
Cellular component (GO): mitochondrial inner membrane
Source: RefSeq, a predicted model, not a curated record